AGUUUCUUCUUGAAUUGAUGCAAACUGCUGAGUUUUAUUUUCUGCUUAAUCAAUUGCUUAGUACAAUACAUCCCAUAUUACAUGAUAAUUUGGUUACAUUAUGUAGAAUCAUUCGCUUGGAAGACAAUCACGUAUGGAUGAGUUUUUUGAGCACACUCAUACUCGCAAAGAGGAUAGGACUCAAUGGGUUGAUGAACACUCCCGAAAGACAAAGGAUAUAUUUCAAGAGCGUAUGUUUCAGGCUGACCAAGAGCGGCAGGCUGCUAUAGAGGCUGGUGUAAUUGAUCCACCGCCUGUCUCUGAGGAAAGCAUAUGGAUUGAGACAGUGGGUGGAAAACGAAGAGGUAGGGUAUAUGGCAUGGGUGAGGUAAGGGACUCUUCCAUGGUGCGGCCUCGAGUUGAUGGGCCAACCACGACCACCAGCGCUGAUGUUUUGGAUCUUAGAGAACGAAUCAUAAUACUCAAUAGGGAAGUUGAACAAUAUGCCGCUAAAUAUAGAGAGCUUGAAGACCGCUACCAAAGGGAGAAAAGAGAGUGGCAACAGACUGUUGAAUCCUUGCGUGAGGAUCUCAACAUCAGUAACUCACAGAUGGAUCAAUUUAGUCAUCAGUUGAGCAGUUUGACUGAGUAUGUGAGAGCCAUGGGUCCUAGUAGUUCUGGAUCACGUGUUCCCCCACCUCCUCCUUUUACUUUCCCAAGCUCUCAGAAAAGCACAGCCCCAGCCCCAGUCCCAACCCCAACCCCAGGUAGAAAACUUCCACCUAUUCUGCAGCGACCAGGACAACCACAGAGUUCUCAAAGGGAGGAUGAUUCUAACGACGAUUUUGAUGACUCAGAUGAUUAUUUAGACGAGUAUGAGUAG
Messenger RNA from Arachis stenosperma, 862 nucleotides. RefSeq lists its product as uncharacterized. The coding region runs from base 134 to 862 and encodes 242 amino acids. The transcript has 2 exons. The record is from RefSeq and is a predicted model, not a curated record. NCBI's taxonomy places the organism in Eukaryota, Viridiplantae, Streptophyta, Magnoliopsida, Fabales, Fabaceae.